AAAUGGCGGCGCCAGGCGCCGGCUCGGCUUUGCCCUGCUGAGAGCAGGGGAAGGUUGCCCUGCACAAAGAUGGCCGACACAGACUCCUGACGGGGCAGAGUAUGCCAGAGACCAUCUGUGACUAAUGUUUUCAAGAUAUUUCCACUUGAUGAGGUUAUGGGAGAGAAGGAGCCAUGUCAGAAGAAGCUGUUAGUGAGACACGCUUUUCUUUGAAGACAGCAGCUUCACGGGUAUUUCAUCUUCCCCUUUCAUGGUAUUAUUCUCUUAUCCAGAUAAAACUUUCCCCUGGGUUAAAGAAGUUGUUUACAGUAACAGCAGUGAGUGCAAUAUCUGUUAUUUUUCUGGCCCAUCAUUUUAAAAGAAGAUGUGGAAAGAAAAACAGGAAAGCGUCACCAUGGGAACCAAGUCAUAUAGUAUUAGAAUGUACCAAAGCAGCUGCAUCAGAAAAAGGUUCUAGUUGUUCCAGUAGCCGGCAAAACUUGACUCUUUCUCUGAGCUCUGCUAAGGAAAAAGGAUCUCAGUCUUGUAUCUAUGCAAAUGGAGGACUUUUCAGUAAAUACUCCGGUUCAGUUCAGAGUCUGGCCUCGGUUCAAAGUGUAACCUCUUGUCACAGUUGUGCUUGUGCCAAUUCCAAUUCCUGGGAUAAAGCAGAUGAAGAUGAUAUUAAGCUUGUCAAUAUUCCAGUGACCACACCUGAAAAUUUAUAUUUGAUGGGUAUGGAGCUCUUCGAGGAAGCACUGCGUAGAUGGGAGCAGGCAUUAACUUUCCGUAACAGGCAAGCAGAGGAUGAAGCAAGUUGUGGUUCCAUCAAGCUGGGAGCAGGAGAUGCAAUUGCAGAAGAAAGUGUAGAAGAUAUCAUUAGUGCUGAAUUCAUUCAUAAGCUUGAAUCCUUGCUUCAAAGAGCUUAUCGUCUUCAGGAGGAGUUUGAGGCCACCCUUGGGGCCGCUGAUCCUGCUUCCCUAGCUAAUGAUAUUGAUAAAAAUACAGACAUUACUGUAAAGGAUAACACAGAUGAUUUCUGCCUUCGAGAUACAUUAAGCAUUGCAUCAACGGACUCCUUUGUUUCCACAGCUGAGCUUACAGAGCACAGAGAGAUUCGUAGUACCUAUAGUUUAGAUUCCCUCUGCCAUUGUCCGCUGUAUGAAGAAGCUAUGCACUUGGCAGAAGAAGGCAAAAUUUAUUCCCGAGUGUUAAGGACUGAAAUAUUUGAAUGUCUAGGAGACAGUGACUUUCUUGCUAAGCUUCAUUGUAUUCGACAAGCUUUUCAGAUAAUUCUUUCAGAAACAGCUAACAGAAUAUUUCUUGCUGAAAGUGGAAGGAAAAUUUUAUCUGCUUUAAUUGUGAGAGCACGGAAGAAUCCAAAGAAAUUUGAAGAUGUCUUUGAUGAAAUGAUACAGUUUUUGGAACAAACGGAUCACUGGGAUAAUACUGAAAUGGAACUUGCUGCUAGAGGGGUGAAAAACCUGAAUUUUUAUGAUGUUGUUUUGGACUUCAUAUUAAUGGAUUCCUUUGAAGAUUUAGAAAAUCCACCAAUAUCUAUACAGAAUGUAGUAAACAACCGCUGGCUAAAUUCUUCUUUUAAAGAAACAGCUGUGGCUUCAAGCUGUUGGUCAGUACUGAAGCAGAAAAGACAGCAAAUGAAGGUACCUGAUGGAUUUUUUGCACAUUUCUAUGCUAUAUGUGAACAUAUCAGCCCUGUUUUGGCAUGGGGCUUUCUGGGCCCUAGGAACUCCCUUUAUGACCUAUGCUGCUUCUUCAAGGAUCAAGUGCUUUUCUUCUUGAAAGACAUUUUUGAUUUUGAAAAGGUGCGAUACUCAAGCAUGGAGAGUUUGGCUGAAGAUCUUAUGCAAUUACUAAUCCGACGCACUGAACUUCUAAUGGCCUACCUUGGAGCAGAUUCACUAAGACAUGUCAGCGCUUGCGUAAGUGGUCAUGGCCAUGUCAUGACCAGUGGGCUUUUAGAAGCGAAAGUACAGUAAGCUUAAAGUACAUGACAAACAAAAUGGAGUGCACAUUGACUCACUCCUUCCCACCUUUCUUUCUAUAACCCCAAAGCUAUCAUUGCUCUUACUGAGCAAACAUCUGAAAAUGUACCACAUUGCUAAAUAUAGAAAAGGACUCAGGGAGGUUAAAAAAUACAUCUAGGAAAAGAACUGGUGUGCAUAGUAUUGUAUAUAUCUAAAUUAAAUUUGCAGCCCAGCUGUCACUGUAUUUGUAUUUAAUGUAUCCCAAAGCUUUUUUUCUGUAAUAUUUGGGUAAAGUUUGUUUAUGAAAUACUGUACUUAUGCCACAGAUUAUUUGUGAUUGAAGCUGAUGGAGUUGUUUAAAGUCUUGUACUACAAAUGCUUAUUACAGUGUCUUGAAGUCAUUAUGUGUUUAGAUCUAGAAAGUGUUUCAACUAGGGCAUAUACACUCUGAUUUAUGUGACACAUGCAAUAAAAUAAUUACACUCACAAAAUUGAACAUGUUGCCACUGCCCUGAAAUUACAUUUGUGUGGGUGUAGGCUGUCAUUUUAUAUUACAGCAUAAGAGUAAUGGAGUAAAUAGAGGUAUCAUUUGGGCAGUAAUGACCUUCACUAUGCUUUUUUUUUACUUUAUUUUGUUUAAAGAUACCUAAUCAUUAAAAUGAUCACUUCAGACCACUCUUUUAUUUAUUUUAAAAGCUGUGGUAGUCUCAUCACCUAAUUUAAGACUUUUCCUUUUUCCAAAGCACUUAGGAAUUUACUGGCUAUGAGUAACACCAUUCUUGGUUCAAAUGUAGCAUUUAAAACUGUAUCCUUAAAUAGGGCUGUAUGAUGAGAUCUGUUAUUCAUGAAACAGAAUCAAAGGCACAGUGAGUUAUAAUUAAAAGGAUUUUAGUCUCACUCACUUCCUUGUAGGCAGUCAGUUGUCAGUUUAAGAGGAAAUUUAAGUAAUUGUGUCCAUCUAUUCAGAUGUGCAAAACUGUCUAAGGAUAUGGAACCCUUAACUUAGGGGCAUAGUAUAGUAGCGAGGCAUCAGGCAAUUGCAGCAGUUUUCUUUUUUUCCCCUGUGCUAGAGAUGAUAAAUAAGGAUGAUCUAUGUAUCCCAUAGACUGAAGUUAGUUAUUAGCUUUUAAACUAUAUUUAUGUAUGCUUUGCCACACAAAGCCAGCCCACAAAAAUCUGUGCUAUGUUACAAGUAUAUAUAAGUAAUACAAAGUAAUUCUAAAUGUUGAGGUACUUUAGAAGCCUUUUAAAAAAAAUCUAGCAUAUGGAAACAAACUUGAAUUAGUAAAUACAUUCAACUUUUGUUACAAACAACCCAAAAUCAUAGUUGAAAAGGAAGGCCUGUGUAAUUCACAGACUUCAGUGAAGUCACUGCUUCACUUCUUUUGUCUUGCUCAUUUGAUAAAUGUAAAAAGUAUGAAAAUGAGUCAUAUGACUUUUCUAUAAAACAGAAAUUCUAAAUGCUGCUGUUGACCUAUUUCUACCAUUCAAGCUGCUGAAAUUGGCACUAUGCUAUAUUUUUUUCUUAGCAGAGUCUCUCUUCAGUACCAGGAUCUGAACAUUUUUUUCAGCCUUCUCAUUUAGCUUAUCUCCUUAAUCUUACAGCUCCAAAAUGUACAUAUUUCAGCAGCUGUUUGCAAGGCUGUGAAUGAAAUUAUAGGGAACAAUAAGAUGUUCCAUUAGAUUACAGAAUCAAUAAGAGUAGCUGGAAAUAAAAGUAACAGAGUAAACAGCAUAUUCACAACAAAGGUACUACCUGAGAAAGUGUAAAGUGUCAAAGGAAAUUAUCUACCAUAAUUUGUCUAUAGUAAUAAUUAUAUAUAUAGUAAUAGAAGGAUAUUAAGAAAAUUACCCCUUAAUGUUCAUCACAGAAAAACAAUUGUUGCGUUUUGUGUGGAGUGUUUUUUUUAUAUAUAUAUAGAAGCAACGGUAUAUUUAAAUGUUUUCAUGAUUUUUUAAAAAAUUGUAAUUGGCAAUAUCUCCACAUUAUUCAUAAGAAGUGGUGCUUGAAGAAAGUGCAGCCCAAACAUUAUUAAAUGGUGUUACCAUAGAAGUGUAGAAUUUUCAAAUAAUUUAAUAGUUUGGUCUUCUGUCAAGUGAAAUGUAUUCAUUUAGAUCAUGAUUGUUCCCAUGACAGUCAAAAGUCCACAGGAUCAAGGCAAAAAUCAGACUCAUGUACUUCCCAUCCAUGCUGUCGCCUAUAUGUUUCAUUCAGACUUUGGCUUUUAAUUGUGUGAAUUUCCAAAACAUUUAAGGAAGGAAGGAAGGAAGAAACCUGCAGAAAUGUGUAGGUAGACUCUUGACUUAUUCUGGGUCUUUUUGGACCUUUUCCUGAAAAGCAUUCAGGAACUAUAUAAUAUUCUGUCCGUACUAACUCAAAAACAGAAUUGUAAAUUUAAAUGGAAGAUUAUUGAUUCCUUGUAACCCAGAAGGUUUAUAAAGAAUAUUUAUAACCAACCACCUAGCUGAAGGAUUUCAAAAGUCUACCAUUUCUGAAAACAGGAAUGCCAGAUUUGCACCAAAACAAUGAUAGUGUGAUGUAACUGUACUUCAGUAGUUAUAGCGUAUUUCAUAAUAAAAGUAAAAAUUUGGUUUAAAACUUCUGAAAUAAACAGUUUUGAGUGCCACUUUCCGUGCUAAAAGCAAACUAAAUUUAAAAAGCAUCUUCUUUUGCCAUAACUAUAUUCCUAAAAUCAGAAAUAUUGAACGGUGCAAGAUUUAAACAAGAACUGAAUAUUUCUAUCAUUUGUAAUUUAGUUGUAAUAUUACUUUUAAUGUGUUUUUAAUCACUGUUAUACUUCACUUUUGUAGUCUUAUGUUUCUAUCAGACUAAACAUGUCAAAUCAAGUGCUAGAGUAAGCAUAUUUGUGAACUUUCUAUUGCCUAAAUGAACUGCAGUUGUGUAUACUAAAUAAAAUAAUGAGAUGAAAUGAAUAUGGAAGAAAACUGGUUAACUUAUUGUAAGUUGGGUAAGGCAUUUCUUUUAAUGAAGGAAAAAAAAGAACAACUUUGCAACUUUCUACUGACAUCCAUCUCGUUGCAUUUCAGCUUAAAAUAACUGGC
Messenger RNA from Rhea pennata, 5030 nucleotides. RefSeq names its product mitoguardin 1 (gene MIGA1). Gene Ontology annotation, biological process: mitochondrial fusion. The record is from RefSeq and is a predicted model, not a curated record. The transcript is spliced from 16 exons. Bases 174 to 1979 code for a protein of 601 amino acids. NCBI's taxonomy places the organism in Eukaryota, Metazoa, Chordata, Aves, Rheiformes, Rheidae.